Exserohilum turcica Et28A is the source of this 1463-nucleotide messenger RNA. RefSeq lists its product as uncharacterized. The coding region runs from base 1 to 1443 and encodes 480 amino acids. Gene Ontology annotation, molecular function: oxidoreductase activity; FAD binding. The record is from RefSeq and is a predicted model, not a curated record. NCBI's taxonomy places the organism in Eukaryota, Fungi, Ascomycota, Dothideomycetes, Pleosporales, Pleosporaceae. The transcript has 3 exons.
AUGAAGAACUAUUCUACAUGCGCAAUACUGGACAGGAGAGCCACGCUCGCCGAAUGCCUGGAUGCUCGCAAAGUCCCCGUCUUCGGCCAAGGCACGGCAAACUUCACUCAGGCUAUCAAGCCCUUCAAUCUGCGUGUGCCUUUUACCCCGGCCUCCUACGCCGUACCAUCGACUAUUCAGCAUAUCCAAGACGCCAUUGCCUGCGGUGCCGCCAGCGGAGUCCACGUGACUGGAAAGUGCGGAGGCCACAACUACGCCUCCCACGGACUUGGAGGAGAAAAUGGACAUUUGGUCGUCGACAUGCGCCGCUUCAACAGCGUGACGGUGGACCAGAAUGCGCAUACGGCGGUGAUCGGAGCCGGUGGACGACUCGGAAACAUUGCCUUGGCAUUGUAUGCCCAAGGAAAACAGGGAAUUAGUCACGGAACGUGCCCUGGCGUCGGUAUCUCUGGUCUGACGCUCCAUGGCGGCUACGGCCUCUCCUCCCGCAAGUACGGCUUGGCACUCGACAAUGUGAUUUCCAUGACGGUUGUCCUUGCCAACGGCAACGUCGUGACGGCAUCCAAGACGCAGAACCCAGAGCUCCUCUGGGCUCUGCUCGGUGCUGGCGGUGCCUUUGGCAUCGUCGUCGACUUCACGUUCAAGACGUUUGAUGCCCCGGAAGAAAACAUCAACUUCUCGUACAACCUCGCGCCCAACAACACGGCGCAGCUCGCCGACAUGCUGUCUGUGCUGCAGGACUUCUCGAUCCACGACCAGCCCGCCGAGCUGGACAUGCGCCUGUUUGUGCCCAAGCAGCUGACGGGCGUGUACCACGGCAGCCGUGCCAACUUUGACAAGAUCAUGGCUCCUCUGCUCGCCAAGCUCAACGUGCCGGCAAGCUCUGGCACCGUGUCGACCAAGGGCUGGAUCGAUACGCUGACGGCGUUUGCGUUUGGCCCGCUGCAACAAGCCGAGAUCUACGACACGCACGAGAACUUUUACGCAAAGUCGCUCAUGACGCCCGCGCUGUCGCGCGACGCCCUCACCGCCCUCGCAGACUACUACUUCACGACGGCGAGCAAGAUCACCGGCCGCUUCUGGUACCUGCUGAUUGACCUGCACGGCGGCGCCAGCUCCGCCGUGUCGGCCGUGCCCAACACGGCCACGGCGUAUGCGCACCGCAACGCCAUCUUCAAGAUGCAGUUCUACGACCGCAUUUUCCCAGACAACGCCACGUACCCGCCCGAGAACAUGAGCUUCCUGGGCAACUGGGUCGCCAACAUCGAGAAGGCCAGCGGUGGCCAGAAGUUUGGCAUGUACGUCAACUAUGCCGAUACCAUCUUGACCAACACCGAGGCCCACACCAGGUACUGGGGCGAGAACUACCCCAGGCUCGCGUCGCUCAAGAGUACGUAUGAUCCGAAGAAGCUGUUCGAGGGCCCCCAGAUUGUGGGAAGCUAGAUGAUGCGUCUUCUCUGUAU